GUUCACCCUGAGAUGGAAAUAAAUUACUUCCACUGCCCUACGUCACCAGCCAUUUAAACCUAGUAACCAUUAUAGACAGAGAAGCGAAUAUUUUUGUGUUUGAGACAGAAAACUGAGUUUAAUAGUAUAUUGAUACCAGAUGGAUGUGCUAGAGAGAUACAAACUUUCGGAUGUUGAUCCCUUCCUGUGUACAUGUGGACCAUGUAGACGGUUCUGGAAGGACAACUUCAAUGAUGCCUCAGAACUUCUUAGUGAGCCAGCCAUGAGUCGUGCCAGUGGGUCAGCAACUGUACCAUCCCACAACCACAUCUGUAAAAUAGGUGAUCGUGUCCUAGUACAAGGAAAAUAUCAAGGCACAGUGAAGUUUGUAGGUGUUGUCGACGACAGUUCCAUUGCUCCACAGUUGUAUGUAGGAGUCAAGCUUGACGACAAUGUGAACUCGGUACAUAAUGGAGUAUUCAAGGGUAAACGAUACUUCCACUGUCCUCGAGGGCACGGCGCCAUGGUCCGGUACACAGAGGUCACACCUCUCAAGAGCUACAAAAGUACCCCACCUAUAAGUGGCAACUACAUGUUCCCAAGUUGGGAUGAUGUCAGAAAAAGGAGAGGUGAUCGCUAUAAAAAACUUGUGGAGAUCUAUAGAAAUGCUGGUAUAGAGCCUCCUGAUACUGUGAUACCGCCCGCUCCAGGAUACAGUCCACCCAAACACAGGAUAGAGCCACUCAUCCAUGUCGGCGACCCUUAUGAUAUAGGACUCCGGGACCGUGAGCAAAAAAGUAUCAGAGAAAAAAGGCACCAGGAAUCGUUUAGAGAGGACCGUGAAAAACAAGAGCUGCGAAAGGCACAACAACACUUCGAAGGCCACAGUGAUUCUGAUCGUAUGGUACAAACUUUGCUCAAAUUACAGCGUGCCUACAAGGAAGGCGAGGACAUUACUAAGAAACGAUCAAACUGGGACCUCCAAAGCAAUAACUCAGACUCGGAUGACUGAUCCAGGGACAGAUGGUUUUUAGAGACUUGUAACAGAGUCAUAAUUGUUAUUGGGAGUAAAGGAAGGUUUUCACAGCAGUUAUGGACAAUCAACUUUGGUGCCAUUUUCUUUAUUGUCAUGGUUACUAAUGGUUGACAUCACAUUGAAAUGAUAUUUAAAUAGUUUAUAAGCUUGAAAUUCUAAAGUGCACUUUAUCACUUAAAAUCCUAAAGGUUUUACCUAUUUUUUCUGAAAAGAUUUUUGAGAUUUUGUAUAAUUAUGGAAGUAUUUUGUUUUCAUCACUUCAAAUUAAUUCAGAAAUAAUGAUAAUUUGGUAUUGUAAAAUUAAAACUCAAAACAAUAAAAAUAAGAGGCACAUUCUUUAGUAAAGAAAUGUAAGAAACUAUUGUAUUUUUUACACAAAAUAUUUCCAUCUAGUGGUUGCUUGUUUUUGAAUUUUCGAUUUAAUGGUAAAUGUAAUUUAUAGUCAAUUGGGUUAAACUCUAAUAGCAGCAGAGACACUUUGAAAAGUGAUUCUGGUCAUAUGUACACAUUCAUUGUACAAUAAAUUUAACCUAAUUCUUGUGGUGUUAUGCUUUACCUAUAGUUAUCAAAGUGGCUAGAUUUUGUUUCUGAUUUUUGAGAUUUUAUGGUGUUAAAUUUGUUGCAGUAUGUAGUAAAAUUAAGAGCAAGCUAUUUUUUUGUAAUUAAAAACCAAAUAUUGCCAAAUCAUUUGUUGAUAGAAGGUGUUAUUAAUGAUACCUUGUAAACUAUCUUCCAUUAAUAUUGCUAUACAUGUUGUAUAUCAAAAGUUAUAUGUACCUUGACACCUCAACUAUAUCACAUGACUGAUUGCUGACAGUCCUGUAUUUUCAAACCAUUUUACAAAAAGUUACACUGUUUUCCCUGCACAAAUAUUACUUCCAUGAUACAUCAGGAAAACUAAACCACACUGGGGACUUUAUCAAAUUUCUUUAUCUUUUUCAAUGGGCCAGUUCCUAUUAUUCUGAUAAAUUAUUCUUGAAGUCAAUAUGUACUUCAUGUCCCUAUAGCUAUUUGUCUUGGCCUGGCCCCUCCCAGCCUUCAAUACAGAAUCAAUCUCUUCAGUCAUCCAAAGUUGUGGUUUAUCUGGCAAGCACAGUAGCAGUUUAAAAUAAUCAUUUUGAUAUGAUUUAUGUACCCAUUUUUCUACAGCACUUUUUUUUUUUAUUAAGAUGUUUGUUUCCAUGUACAAGAAACAAAGUUAUGCUGAUAUAUGUGAUAAGCUUUACUAAGUUGACUAAUACUGAAUCAUGUGUUCUGCACCAUCUGUAGUAUGUUAAAAUGUUUAAGAGCAUGUGAUUUUUAUGUAGUUGGAAAGUAUCUCUCAAGUUUGGUGUGAUGAUCAUGCUUGAUACGUGUUGAUGUAUAUAUAUAUAUUUGAAAGCUUGUAAUGAGUAUUCAGCUGCUAUUUGUAUACAAAUGUAGAUAUAGGGUAGGUUUUACCUCCUUUGUACAAGUUUAUAUAUAUGUAUACAAUCUAUUAAAACAUUAUUUGUAACUGAUAACAGUAUAUCUAUAAACAUAUUUACAUGUAUGUACUUGUGAUUUAAUUUCAAAAUGUACUUUUACUGGUACAUGUAUAUAAUAGAUCAAUGCUGUUUUUGUAAAACAAUCUGUGAUAGCUGAAAACUUAUCUAUAUUAUGGGUUCAAGUCUCUUAGAAAAAUAAGAAAAAUGAAAAUGUUCUUGCUUAAUCAAAAGUUAUAAGUUUAUAACUCAUGUUAAAUUCAAGACAUAUAUCUACCUAAAAUAUAGAAUUUUCAUUUCUGACAAACAACUCUACUUGGUGCAUGCUGGUAACAGCAGCAAUAUCACUAAUUGUCAGGGAAAUGUUAACACCGAUAUGUAAGUGUAUCUACUGUACACUAACACCAUGGCAAGAGACUUGUACCCUUGUUUUAUGCUUAAUCAAUGUAUUUAUUACAAAACUGCUGACAUUUCAAGCCAGAUAUCUGACUGUGUCUUCCUUAGGGAAGACCAACAAUAAAAUCAUUUAAACUAAG
Pecten maximus is the source of this 3014-nucleotide messenger RNA. RefSeq lists its product as uncharacterized. The coding region runs from base 140 to 991 and encodes 283 amino acids. The transcript is spliced from 6 exons. NCBI's taxonomy places the organism in Eukaryota, Metazoa, Mollusca, Bivalvia, Pectinida, Pectinidae. The record is from RefSeq and is a predicted model, not a curated record.